AAAAAUUGAAAAAAACAACAACAAUUCUUCUGAACAUGGAUCAAAAGAAUUUAAAUCAUCAUAAUGAUAAUGAUGAUGAUGAUGAUGGUUAUGAUUUAUCAUGUAAUAAUGAUUCAUUUGUUACAUUCAAUACAACAAAUUUAGAUGAAUUAAAUCGUAUUAUUGAAGAAUCAUCAUCAUUAGAUUUACCAAAAUCAUUGAUUAUAACCAAUAUGGAUAGCCGUAUAUUCCAGCAAUCAACUGAACAACGAGAUGAAUUUGAACGAGCAUUUCGUUCAUUAGAUUCGGAUGUAAAAUUUUUAUAUUUUAAAAGUUUUCGACGAGCACGAUUAGAUUUUUCUGAUCAAAAAGCAGCAACAAAAGCACGUAUUAUAAUGAAUCAAAUUAAAUUUGGUGAUGAACAAAUUAAUUGUUAUUUUGCUGAAAUAAUGAAUAAAAAAAAUUCAUCAAAUGAUAAUGAUCAUAAUUAUUUAAAACCACCAGCAUUAGAAAAACAAUUUCUAAUAUCACCACCAUCAUCACCACCUGAAGGUUGGGAACCUUGUGAAGAAGCACAACCAAUAUUAAAUAUUGAUCUACAAUCAGCAUUAGCAAAUUUAAUACCUGGACAAGCACAUGAAUUACAUCCACCAACUUGUAAUCAACCAGGUAUUGUUGUACAUGUUUGUGGUUCAACCGCAACAACAACAACAAAACAAGAUUCAUUAUCAAUCGAUCCAGAUAAUGAUAAUGACGAUAAUGAUAAUGAUGAUGAUGAUAAUGCUGAUGAUGGUUUUUUCAAUGAUGAUUCAAAUAUUCCAAUGAUGAAAAUGAAAAUUGUACAAACAUCAUGUCCACCACGUUAUCGAUCGGAUCAACAGAAUUGAAAUCAUUGAAUAUUUUCAACAACAAAAAAACAACCAAAAAAUAAAAUCAACCUAUCCUAUUCUAUUAGUAAACUAAACACACAUUUAUCACUUAUAAUUUUAUUUUAUUUUGUUGUUUUCUUAGAUUUUUUUGCUUUUUGUUUUGUUUUUGUUUUUUGCUUCUAAUUUUAUUUGAUUGAUUUUGUUAACAACAGCAUUAUCGAUGAUAAAUCGAUAAUAUAAAUCUUCAUAAUAUACAAAGACACAAG
Messenger RNA from Dermatophagoides pteronyssinus (European house dust mite), 1114 nucleotides. Its product is annotated as calcipressin-2. Gene Ontology annotation, cellular component: nucleus; cytoplasm. Gene Ontology annotation, biological process: calcium-mediated signaling. Gene Ontology annotation, molecular function: calcium-dependent protein serine/threonine phosphatase regulator activity; nucleic acid binding. Lineage: Eukaryota; Metazoa; Arthropoda; Arachnida; Sarcoptiformes; Pyroglyphidae. The record is from RefSeq and is a predicted model, not a curated record.